AUGCCUCUGACCUACCCCAGGAAUCACCUCAAGAGGGUGUCAUCUGUUGGUAUCAUAGUGUUUGAGCUGGCGUAUUUCGUGGAUGCACUCCUGAUCAUGUGUCUGCCCUGUCCUCCAGACUGGGAGAUCUUCAUGCUUUGGGGGAAGAUGGCUCGCAUUGGAAGCUUUCAUAAGUUCCUCUAUUACGCCGUUAUGUCUGUGGUCUGCUUUGUGCACCCUGUGUUGGUGUGGCAUGCAGUUAUCCCAGGUGUAAUGCUUCUUGUGACAGCAACUUUCAACUUCAUACUAAGCAAGAAAACAAAGACAAAGUCUCCCAAAAGACCUCAGGAGGGCUAUCGUGAUCAAAGUUUGGCGUUGGUGACUAUAAAUGAGAGAACAGGCUCGGACAACACUUUAUUCAACAUGGUGACAGGAAGUAAAGAGGCGGGACUUCCUCCCACAACCAGAGACUGUUUGGGUGACAGAGCAGAGAGCUCCCAGGCCAUGCUGGAGCAGGAGCAAACAGCAGCACCAAAAGAAGCAGACAGAGACCCGAGGAGGUGGAAAGACAGGCGUGACAUAUAUUUUAGGGGAAGGGAGGAGCCUCUAGAACAAGAGCUGGAGAUGGAAAAGUACUAUGAGCUGGAGCCGGAUAUCACCUCAGACACUGCUCCUAUGAUAAACAACUGAGGGUACGCAGAGCCAACAAAUGAUGGAAGCACAUUUAAUGCAUUUAUACUGACUGACACAUAAGAUGAGGCAUCGCUGUGGCAGGAUUUAGAUUUUGUCAAAGCAUGGUCAAAUUACAGAGCCCAUAAAGGGACAAGAACAAAAAUGAUUAUCUUUCUGUGUUUUCAUGUUGAUAUUA
Molecule: messenger RNA, 847 nt
Organism: Thalassophryne amazonica
Lineage: Eukaryota; Metazoa; Chordata; Actinopteri; Batrachoidiformes; Batrachoididae
Gene: tmem72
Product: transmembrane protein 72
Exons: 4
Coding region: 1-669 (222 amino acids)
Source: RefSeq, a predicted model, not a curated record